Messenger RNA from Neolamprologus brichardi, 1212 nucleotides. Its product is annotated as actin, cytoplasmic 1-like. Lineage: Eukaryota; Metazoa; Chordata; Actinopteri; Cichliformes; Cichlidae. The record is from RefSeq and is a predicted model, not a curated record.
AGUUCAGGUACUAAAUCCUAUGGGAGUGCAGCCCUGAGUCAGAGUUCUCCUACACUGAAAACCUUUCCUCACACAGAAAAUGGAAGACGAAAUUGCCGCCCUCGUUGUUGACAACGGAUCUGGUAUGUGCAAAGCUGGCUUUGCAGGAGAUGAUGCUCCACGUGCUGUGUUCCCCUCUAUUGUUGGACGCCCCAGGCAUCAGGGUGUAAUGGUUGGUAUGGGCCAGAAGGACAGCUAUGUUGGUGAUGAGGCACAGAGCAAAAGAGGAAUCCUGACCCUCAAGUACCCCAUUGAGCACGGAAUUGUCAACAACUGGGAUGACAUGGAGAAGAUCUGGCAUCACACCUUCUACAAUGAGCUGAGAGUUGCCCCUGAGGAGCAUCCAGUCCUGCUCACAGAGGCCCCCCUGAACCCCAAGUCAAACAGGGAAAAGAUGACGCAGAUCAUGUUUGAGACCUUCAACACUCCUGCCAUGUAUGUGGCCAUCCAGGCAGUGCUGUCCCUGUACGCCUCUGGUCGUACCACUGGUAUUGUCAUGGACUCCGGUGAUGGUGUGUCCCACACUGUGCCCAUCUAUGAAGGCUACGCUCUGCCCCAUGCCAUUGUCAGGUUGGACCUGGCUGGCAGGGACCUCACAGACUACCUCAUGAAAAUCCUGACUGAGAGAGGCCACAGCUUCACCACCACAGCUGAGCGUGAGAUUGUGCGUGAUAUUAAGGAAAAGCUGUGCUACGUUGCACUGGACUUUGAGCAGGAGAUGGGAACUGCUGCCUGCUCUUCAUCCCUGGAGAAGAGCUAUGAGCUGCCUGAUGGACAGGUCAUCACUAUUGGGAACGAGAGGUUCCGUUGCCCAGAGGCUCUCUUCCAGCCCACAUUCCUUGGUAUGGAGGCCUGUGGUAUCCAUGAAACUACCUAUAACAGCAUCAUGAAGUGCGAUGUGGACAUCCGUAAGGACCUGUACGCCAACACUGUGCUGUCUGGAGGUACCACCAUGUAUCCUGGCAUUGCUGACCGCAUGCAGAAGGAGAUCACUUCCCUGGCACCCAGCACCAUGAAGAUCAAGAUUAUUGCUCCCCCAGAGAGGAAGUACUCUGUAUGGAUUGGAGGCUCCAUCCUGGCUUCUCUGUCCACCUUCCAGCAGAUGUGGAUCAGCAAGCAGGAGUACGAUGAGUCCGGCCCCAGCAUCGUCCACAGAAAGUGCUUCUAGACAGA